UAUUAACUAACGCCUGGCCUGCCAAUCAAGUUGGACGGUUGGACAGCAUUUUUUCCAAAGCAAGUCGUUGUUUUGCCACUGGCAUUCAGCUCACGACCACUUUAGUUCUUUAUUUAAAACGUUCUGGGUCACCCUUCACAUUAUCUGCCAACGGUAACCGGAGCGCCAUGAUGUCGGCGACGCUGCUGCUCAGGCUGCGGGUCAGCGAGCGACUGGAGGCGGCUGUAGAGGAGAUCUUCGGACUGGUGGAGAAGACGGUGUCGGAGUGUCAGGAGGAAGCUGUCCGCAGCAAGAGAGAAAUCCUCCAGCUGAGAAAGCAGAUCGAGCAGCUGACCGUCCUGAAACCGACGGUUGUAUUAUACUGUGCAGAUGCCCAGCCGGUCCCUGCGCUUCCUGUUCUGGAGGAAAUGGAGAUCCAAGAGCAGUUGGAACAGAAGGAAGCGUAUGAGUGUUUCAGCUCAGACACAGAGGUUGAUUCUUCAAACAAUGGUGAAUCAGAACCUGUCCCUAGCUGUGAGCUGCUCACAUCCUCCACGGCUGAAACUUUGAGUGUAAACCAAAGCAUGAAAGAAGAGGGGAACGAAAGAGAUGGAUCACCGUUGCCUUCUCAGAGUCAUAGCGCUGAGGUCUUAGCGCAUCCGCCUCCGAGAGACAAAACGUAUUGCCGUCUUUGUGGUGAACGUUUCAUGAGGGAUGCUCAUCUUAGAAAGCAUGUAGAAGAGAGCCACAAAGGGAACAAGGCCUUUAAAUGCCUGGAGUGCAACAAGGAGUUUGAUCAAAGGCACCACCUUAUUAUGCAUAUAAGAAUUCACACAGGGGAAAAACCCUUUGCUUGUGAUUACUGUGACAAAUCCUUUGUUCAGAACUCUACUCGUGUUGUUCACAUGAGGUUGCAUACUGGGGAAAAACCGUAUUACUGUAACAAUUGUGAGAAAAGUUAUCACACAAGUAAUCAUUUCAAACUUUGCGAAAUGAGGAAAAAAACGCAAAAUGGCAAAAGAAAAGAGGAAUGUAGGUAAGGUUAACAAACCGAAGGAGUUUAAAUGCCUUGAAUGCAACAAGGAGUUCAAUCUGAAGCACCAGCUGGUUAUGCAUACAAAAGUUCACUCUGAUGAAAAACCCUUCAGUUGUGACGUGUGUGACAGAACUUUCAGAUACAAGUUCAAUUGCCUUUCUCACAUGAAACGGCAUACUGAAAAAAAAACAUUUAUUUGUGACAAAUGCGGCAAGAACUUUGUGUGUAGCAAACAUCUUGCAUUGUGCACAGGGACAGAAAAGAAAAGCACAGAUAGGACCAUUCGGUGUCCAACAUGUGGCAGAACCUUUUACACAGAUGCAGACCUGAAGGUGCAUGUGCAGGUUCACGAGUCAUGGAAACUACACAUCACUGAGAAACAGCAAGAACUGAACUUAGAAGAAAACUCUUAAAGCUGUGUGAGAAUGUGUCUGUGUGAAAGUACUAGGAUCGGCCUGGGUUAUCUUUGAACUCUCACUUAAAGGUAGGGUAGGUAACCGUGCAUGUCAUUUGUAUUUACAUUCUUUUCGUUCAACAUUUUUUAUAUUAACAUUUGAUCAAAAUGACACUAUUGUAUAGAAGGGAAAUAACCAAAUAAAAGUUCCAAAUUGUUUCAUGCUAAUACUUCCUGUUUCUUGAUUUAUUAUUUCCAUUGUCUUGAUUUUUUCCACAUUUACAGGCACAAAGACGUAAACUGACAAGACAGCACUUAAUGCAAAGGAGUCCAAAACUUAAAAAAUGUAUAUAUUAUAAAAAAAGGUUACUCUUCCUCAUCGGUUCAGUUCUUUAGACAUAUCCUAAUUUUUCAGGAACAUGAUUUAUUGGAAAAAUGUAAUGUGUUUGUUUGAUAAGCACGUUUUUUGUAUUGCAAAACAAAAUGCAUUAGUUUGUCAAAGGUGUUUUGUAUUUGUAAACCAUACUGUGUUUGUUAAUAAAUCAGUGAGUAUUAAAAAAACAAAA
This is a messenger RNA of Trematomus bernacchii (emerald rockcod), 1975 nucleotides long. Its product is annotated as zinc finger and SCAN domain-containing protein 2-like. The transcript has 2 exons. Gene Ontology annotation, biological process: central nervous system development; regulation of transcription by RNA polymerase II. Bases 168 to 1019 code for a protein of 283 amino acids. NCBI's taxonomy places the organism in Eukaryota, Metazoa, Chordata, Actinopteri, Perciformes, Nototheniidae. Gene Ontology annotation, molecular function: DNA-binding transcription factor activity, RNA polymerase II-specific; RNA polymerase II cis-regulatory region sequence-specific DNA binding. The record is from RefSeq and is a predicted model, not a curated record. Gene Ontology annotation, cellular component: nucleus.